GGAUAAAUGUAUUUCAAAAUGAUCAAAUGCUGGACUAAUGCUGCCAUUUUCUUUAGGAAUUUAUUUUAACCGUCGGUACUACCAGUUUUCUGAACAUGCCCUUUUCCUCUGUCUUGUUCCUCUAUAAUUUUUCCCUAAUGUAAAACACAACAAUCUAUUUCGCAGGUUGAGUACUAUUUUAGUGAUUUGAACUUGGCCACCACCGAUCAUCUUAUGAGGUUCAUUAACAAGGAUCCUGAAGGAUAUGUGCCAUUAUCUGUUGUUGCAUCUUUUAAGAAGAUUAAAGCCCUCAUAACUACUCAUUCCCAGCUAGCUAGCGUUUUGCAGAACUCAUUGAAGCUUGUGGUUAGUGAAGAUGGAAAGAAAGUAAGACGCCAGCAUCCCCUAACUGAAUCAGAUAUGGAAGAGUUGCAAUCUCGUAUAGUUGUUGCUGAAAAUUUGCCCGAGGAUCACUGCCAUCAAAACCUUAUGAAAAUUUUCUCUGCUGUUGGGAGUGUGAAGACAAUCCGUACCUGUCAGCCUCAACCCUCUGGUUCUGGGGUAUCUUCAGCAUCUAGAUCAGCAAAAAGUGAUGGCUUGAGUUUUAGUAACAAGUUGCAUGCGUAUGUGGAAUAUGAAUCUGUUGAGCUUGCUGAGAAAGCAGUAGCAGAGCUGAAUGAUGAGGGAAAUUGGAGAAUUGGCCUGAGGGUCCGCCUAAUGCUUAGACGUGCUUCAAAACCUGCUCAUGCAAGAGGGAAAAAGGGCCAUGAUGGGGAAGGUCAUUAUGAGGAAGAUGAUGCUUCUACAUCUGAGCAGCAGUCAAAUGAGAAACAACAAGAAGACCCUUCUCGGUUGUCUGAUAUCCAUUCACAUGAGUAUCCCGGAGACGAGCAUUCCAAUGACAAAGAGUGUGGACAGAAAAAAGGGCGAAACAGGGGCCGAUGCAAAGGACGAGGGCGGGUUCAAUACCAUAAUAACCAUCAUAAUAGUCGUGGAAAUCAUGUGAGCACCCCCCCUUUAGCUUCAAGUAAUUUGGUCAGUGACGAGCAAGCAAGUGUGGCGAAGCAGGCCCCUGGUCCUCGUAUGCCAGAUGGCACAAGAGGAUUUGCUAUGGGUCGGGGGAAGCCAGUUUCUGUUAACACUGCAUGAUUAAUAUUUAUACUACACAAUCUUGUAACUCUGUGCAUUGGUAGAAUGUGGCACGGAGAUGUGUGCUUGAAGUGGUGUUUGGUGGCACGGUAUGUCAGGGACUGUCCAUCUAUGGUCGUUAGCUGUCCAUCUAUGGUCAUUAGUGAGUGUCGGGUGAUCACUUUCCUAUGGUUUUGUAUGUGGGUAUGGAUGAUGCAAAAUACGCAUAUCAGUUCUUUUAUUUUUAUUUUUUUGACUUUUCGGUUUUUAGCUUUGAUUGACGUAGUGAGUCUCGAUGACCAAUUUACCUAUAGAAUGAGUGAAGAAGCAAUAAAUCUUUGGGAAUUUUAGGGUAGCUCUCAUGUUGUAAUAUUUAACUCACUUAUUAAGAUUUUAAUGUUGGUUUUUAUGGUAUAACAUUGAGUUUUCGUUCA
Durio zibethinus is the source of this 1541-nucleotide messenger RNA. NCBI's taxonomy places the organism in Eukaryota, Viridiplantae, Streptophyta, Magnoliopsida, Malvales, Malvaceae. The record is from RefSeq and is a predicted model, not a curated record.